Photinus pyralis (common eastern firefly) is the source of this 926-nucleotide messenger RNA. Its product is annotated as trypsin epsilon-like. The record is from RefSeq and is a predicted model, not a curated record. Bases 116 to 859 code for a protein of 247 amino acids. Gene Ontology annotation, biological process: proteolysis. Gene Ontology annotation, molecular function: serine-type endopeptidase activity. NCBI's taxonomy places the organism in Eukaryota, Metazoa, Arthropoda, Insecta, Coleoptera, Lampyridae. The transcript has 3 exons.
ACAAACAAUAGGUGUUUCUAAGCAGUACACAUGUAGGUACUAUCUAGUCAAGUAGGUACUCGAGAUCCAGUAUAAAACCGAGAUGAUUCGGUAGGGUCUUCACUUUUUGGGCAACAUGUUCAAGACUCUCUUGGUUGCAGCUCUCCUGGCUCUUGCCGUCGAGGCAAGACCAAACUCGCGUCUUCCACGACUCGAUGGAAGAAUCGUAGGUGGUUACUACGUCGAAAUUGAAGAACAUCCGUACCAAGUCUCGCUACAAUAUUACGGAAGCCACUUCUGCGGAGGAUCGAUAAUUGCACCCAACAAAAUUUUGACUGCCGCCCACUGCACGGUUAAGUACAACGCCGGGGAUUUGAGCAUUCAUUACGGUUCGACCUCAAGGGAGGAAGGCGGUACUGUGGUGCAAGUUAAGGACAUCCAGGAACAUUACGCAUACGAUGCCAGCACGAUGGACUUCGACGUUUCGGUGCUCACUCUCGUUUCCGACAUCAAAAUGGGCAAGAACGCGCAAAUCAUCGGACUUGUCCCUCACGAAACUAUCGAAGGAGGUCGUACUGCUGUCGUCACAGGAUGGGGCGCCUUGUACUCCGAUGGACCCUCUCCUCAACUGUUGAAAGCCGUCAAGGUUCGCGAAGUGAGCAGAUCCGAAUGUAACGCCGCCUACGAUGGACAGAUCUCCAACGUGAUGAUCUGCUUCAGGGAACACGAAAAGGACGCCUGUCAGGGAGACUCUGGUGGCCCACUCGUUGCUGAUGGUGCACAAAUUGGUGUCGUCUCCUGGGGAUACGGUUGCGCCGAUCCACAAUAUCCAGGCGUCUACUCCAACGUUCAGAAACUCAGAGGUUUCAUCAACGUUUAAGUGAAGAAUUUCCUCACUUGAUCUGGAUCUUUCCAAUUGUUUACUCAAUAAACGUAUAUUGGAAGGA